GGAAGUACUUGGAACCGGAAGUGUGGUUGUCUCGUAGUGACCUCGGCCUGGUGGCGGGGAGUUGUUUCGUUAGCUGACGAGCAUAUUUGAUCCGUUUCGAGGCGGCAGAGCUCCAGGUGAACCCGCACACACUCAGUGAGUCCAGGACAACAGAGUCCAGCAGUCAGAGUGGAGACCUGCUGGAUCUCAGAGACCAGGACCAGGAGCCCGUUUCAGAAAGCAGCUUUAACAAACUCUGAGAUGGAAAAGUUUUCAGAUCCAGAACAGCUGAUCAGAGUUUGUUCAAUCAAAUGUGAGGAUGAAACCAGCCUUCAUCAAUGGAGCUCUGAUACUACGAUUCACCAUGGCAACAGAGACCAGGACCAGGAGCACUACAAGAGUGAAAUGGAGGAGGACCAGCAGAACCCAGACCAGCAGAACAACAAGGUCCCAAGAAGACCAGCAGCAGGCUUGUCCUCUGAUACCAUCGGUGUUCAGAAACGGAGAAGAAGAAAGGGACUGAUUGAUCACAGACUUCACACUGGAGAGAAACUACACAGCUGUGAUAAAUGUGGGGCAGCUUUCCAAGCCCAGAAAUCCCUAAAAAGACAUCAACGCAUUCACACUGGAGAGAAACUACACAGCUGUGAUGAAUGUGGGGCAGCUUUCCUAGCCCAGAGUUCCCUAAUAAGACAUCAACGCAUUCACACCGGAGAGAAACCGUACAGCUGUGAUGAAUGUGGGAAAACGUUCACUUCGGAAAGUAGCUGCAGAAUCCACCAAUGUAUUCACACUGGAGAGAAACCGUACUGCUGUGAUGAAUGUGGGAAAACUUUCAUUUCGGGGAGUACCCUCAAAGGCCACCAACGCAGUCACACUGGAGAGAAACCGUACAGCUGUGAUGAAUGUGGGGCAGCUUUCCAAACCCAGAAAUCCCUAAAAAGACAUCAACGCAUUCACACUGGAGAGAAACUACACAGCUGUGAUGAAUGUGGGGCAACUUUCCUAGCCCAGAGUGCCCUAAAAAUACAUCAACGCAUUCACACUGGAGAGAAACCGUACAGCUGUAAUGAAUGUGGGAAAACGUUCACUUCGGAAAGUAGCUGCAGAAUCCACCAACGUAUUCACACCGGAGAGAAACCGUACUGCUGUGAUGAAUGUGGGAAAACUUUCAUUUCGGGGUGUACCCUCAAAGGCCACCAACGCAGCCACACUGGAGAGAAACCCUACAGCUGUGAUGAAUGUGGGGCAGCUUUCCAAACCCAGAGUUCCUUAAAAAGACAUCAACGCAUUCACACUGGAGAGAAACCCUACAGCUGUGUUGAAUGUGGGGCAGCCUUCCCAGACCAGAGUGCCCUAAAAAUACAUCAACGCAUUCACACUGGAGAGAAACCGUACAGCUGUGAUGAAUGUGGGAAAACUUUUACUUCGAAGGGUACCCUCAAAGGCCACCAACGCAGUCACACUGGAGAGAAACCCUACAGCUGUGAUGAUUGUGGGGCAGCUUUCACUCUAUCAGGUGUCUUGAGAAUACAUCAACGCAUUCACACUGGAGAGAAACCGUACUGGUGUGACCAAUGUGGGAAAACUUUUUCUAUCAGUAGUCAACUUAAAUCACACCAACGCAUUCACACUGGAGAGAAACCGUACUGGUGUGAUCAAUGUGGUAAAAUGUUUUCUCAUGAUGGAUCCCUUAAAAACCACCAACGCAAUCACACUGGAGAGAAACCGUACUUGUGUGACCAAUGUGGGAUAACUUUUACUAAUUCUAGUUCCCUUAAAACUCACCAACGCAUUCACCAUGGAGAAGAGACCUACAGGUGUGACCAAUGUGGGCAAAGUUUUUCUGAUGAUAGUGCCUUUAAAGCCCACCAAUGCAGACUGCAUCGUGUUGAAUGUUUUUCAGAGCCCAGCUACAUGUAUGUUAUUGUGGCUACGACUACAUACUUGGAUCACCAGAAACAAAACUUCCCAGUGGGACUCUGUUAUGUGGCUGAUCUGUCAGAACAUCUGGAAGAGUCUUCCAAUCACAAGGAGGAGAACCAUCCACAAACCUUUAAAAAUCUUAAAGAUGAUAAGAAGAAGAAGUCAACACAGUCUCUGUGUCUUCUGCUCUACUCCUUGCUCCCUGCCUAUGUUGCUCUGCUCUACAUGUAUGCCUCUCUGACUCUGAUGCCUCCCCCUUCUCUGGUCCACCGGCCUGUGGAAGGGAGGGAAAGAGGGCCGCUCGCCCAUCCUGAGGUGGAGACCUUCUGUCACUUUAAAGUGAAAACCAGACCGGAAGUAGAGCAAACCGGAAUGAGUCCAGGACAACAGAGUCCAGCAGUCAGAGUGGAGACCUGCUGGAUCUCAGAGACCAGGACCAGGAGCCCGUUUCAGAAAGCAGCUUUAACAAACUCUGAGAUGGAAAAGUUUUCAGAUCCAGAACAGCUGAUCAGAGUUUGUUCAAUCAAAUGUGAGGAUGAAACCAGCCUUCAUCAAUGGAGCUCUGAUACUACGAUUCACCAUGGCAACAGAGACCAGGACCAGGAGCACUACAAGAGUGAAAUGGAGGACCAGCAGAGCCCGGACCAGCAGAGUAACAAGGUCCCCAGAAGACCAGCAGCAGGCUCGUCCUCUGAUACCACCGGUGUUCGGAAACGGAGAGGAAGAAAGGGACUGACUAAUCAGAGAAUUCACACUGGAGAGGAACUACACAGUUGUGAUGAAUGUGGGAAAACUUUCACUUCGGGGAGUAACCUCAAAGUCCACCAACGCAUUCACACUGGACAGAAGCCUUACAGCUGUGAUGAAUGUGGGGCAGCUUUCCUACACCAGAGUCACCUAAAAACACAUCAACGCAUUCACACUGGAGAGAAACCCUACAGCUGUGAUGAAUGUGGGGCAGCUUUCACUGUAUCAGUUAACCUAAAGAGACAUCAACGCAUUCACACGGGAGAGAAACCCUACAGCUGUGAUGAAUGUGGGUCUGCUUUCACUAUUUCAGCUAACCUAAAAAGACAUCAACGCAUUCACACGGGAGAGAAACCCUACAGCUGUGAUGAAUGUGGGGCUGCUUUCACACGAUCAUGUGAACUAAAGACCCAUCAACGCAUUCAUACUGGAGAGAAACCCUACAGCUGUGAUAAAUGUGGGGCAGCUUUCACUCGACCAGGUCACCUGAAAACGCAUCAACUCAUUCACACUGGAGAGAAACCCUACAGCUGUGAUGAUUGUGGGGCAGCGUUCACUCGAUCAGUUUUCCUGAAAAGGCAUCAACGCGUUCACACUGGGGUGAAACCGUACUGGUGUGACCAAUGUGGGAAAACUUUUUCUCUGGAUAGUACCCUUAAAACCCACCAACGUAUUCACACUGGAGAGAAACCGUACUGGUGUGACCAAUGCGGUAAAACUUUUUCUCAGAGUAGUUGCUUUAAAGCUCACCAACGUAUUCACACUGGAGAGAAACCGUACUCGUGUGAACAAUGUGAUAAAACUUUUUCUCAUGUUAGUAACCUUAAAUCCCACAGUCACGUUCACACAGGAGAGAAGCCGUACUGGUGUGACCAUUGUGGUAAAACUUUUUCUCAGGGUAGUAACCUUAAAUCCCACAGACGCAUUCACACUGGAGAGAAACCGUACUGGUGUGACCAAUGUGAUAAAACUUUUUCCCAGGGUCAUUCCCUUAAAGCUCACCAACGCGUUCACACUGCAUCGUUGUGAACAUUUUUCAGAGCCUAGCUAGCUGUCUCCUCCUGCCUCCUCCCCAUGCCCUGAUAGCUGUGUUGUUAUAUUCUCAGCUUCUCUCCACAUUGAAGGCUUACCAACAGUAAAUUCAUGUCCUAAACAGAAUGUAUGUUUUCAUGGCUAUGACUACAUACUUUGACCACCAGAAAUUUCCCAAUGGGACUCCGUUAUGAGGGUGAACUGUCAGAACAUUUGGAAGAGUCUUCCAAUCACAAGGAGGAGAACCAACUACAAAUCUUUAAAAAUCUUAAAGGAAAAUUCAGGUUUAUUUCAACUUUAUGUAUUUCCCAUAAAUGUAACCGUUGUGACUCUAUGGGUCACGCUAACUUUGCACUCAGCAUCUCUGUUAUAGAGAUUCAGGGAACCAAGGACUAGUGUAGAACAUUGAUAUCAGGGACAGCUGCUCGAGCCUCCUAUAACUUUCUAAAUUAACUGACUGUCAGAUUCAGUAACAACAAGUUAGCAUGACCAAUAGAGUCACAAUGGACACAUUUAUGGGAAAUACAUCAGGUAUAAAUAAAGCUGAAGUUUCCUUUGAGAUAUCUGCUGGUACACCCUAAUGACAGGACAUUCAUCUUCGACAUCAGAGACCAUCUUUGAACAGAGACACCUGUUAUCAUGUGACUGCUGGACUAGCGUCGGAAUAACAGGUAUUUUUUUAUUGAUUCAUCCUUCAAUUAGUCAAAUACUCUAAUGACUUAUUUAUUAUUCUAAAGAUUUUUUUUAAAAUCCUAACAUAACAAUUAUUUACCCAAAGUAAUUAUCACAACCUUAUCUGAUUAAUAUUUCAAUAUUGGAUUCAUUCAUGUUCUCUUAAAAAC
Messenger RNA from Sebastes umbrosus (honeycomb rockfish), 4526 nucleotides. RefSeq names its product zinc finger protein 420-like. Gene Ontology annotation, molecular function: DNA-binding transcription factor activity; RNA polymerase II cis-regulatory region sequence-specific DNA binding. Gene Ontology annotation, biological process: regulation of transcription by RNA polymerase II. Lineage: Eukaryota; Metazoa; Chordata; Actinopteri; Perciformes; Sebastidae. The record is from RefSeq and is a predicted model, not a curated record.